Syngnathus typhle (broad-nosed pipefish) is the source of this 6251-nucleotide messenger RNA. RefSeq names its product bromodomain adjacent to zinc finger domain, 1A (gene baz1a). Gene Ontology annotation, biological process: chromatin remodeling. Lineage: Eukaryota; Metazoa; Chordata; Actinopteri; Syngnathiformes; Syngnathidae. The coding region runs from base 1513 to 5574 and encodes 1353 amino acids. Gene Ontology annotation, molecular function: protein binding. The record is from RefSeq and is a predicted model, not a curated record. The transcript has 28 exons.
GAAAAUAAUUGAGAAGCACUGAUUUAACCCAUCCCCGUGUGAUUUUAAUCCAUCCCCUGGGGGAGAGGGGAGCAGUAAGCAGCAGGGGUGCCGCGCUCGGGAAUCAUUUGGUGAUCUAACCCCCCAAUUCCAACCCUUAACGCGGAGUGCCAAGCAGGGAAGCAAUGGGUCCCAUUUUCAUAGUCUUUGGUAUGACCCGGCCGGGGUUUGAACCAGAGGCGUAGCCAGGAAUUUUCCCAGUAGGGGCGCGCGCCCACAGGAAAAAAAAAUCGAUCACCCAUGCCGUUCGCUGAUCGCUAAAACAACAUCCGGGUCCGGUAGGCAAACGGUGAAUGGAUAACAUCGCGCACAUAGAAUAGCGCAAGCACAUUCGUGCAAGACCGGAAAAAAAAACAGCAUGAAAAUGAAGAAUCGAAAAAGCUCGAUUUUUUUUCAACCGGGGCGCAGGGAGUCCUAACCGGGGCGCCGCCCCGGCUUGGAUACGCCUGUUUAGAACCCACAACCUUUCAGUCUAAGGGCGGACACUCUACCACUAGAGCCACUGAGCUAAUGUUCUGCUGCUCUUGGGAAAGUUCCAUAUUCACAAAGCAAAGGUUAGUAAUUUGUCUCCACUUGUCCCUUUUCUUUUGUUUGAGCUGAAAUAAUAUGUCCGUGUUUUGACUCGUUUCUAACAAGAAAAGUGUGCGUACAUUAUUAUUUUUAGAAAAAUGUCUUUGUGUUCUUAAACCAAAUUGAAUCAGUCUUUGAAUCUUUUAUUUUGUGCUGCUUUGGCGAAUUUAUCCUUUGAUCUGUUUGAUAUGUUUAUUCUACAAAAGAAAACUUGAAUGUUUGUAUAAAGUUUGCAAAACGAAAAACGGCGCGGCUCGACCAUUGCACCCCGCCAAUGGCGGUUAAGCUUCGCCCAUUCAUCUCGGUGUGUUGCGUUCAGGAAACUCACUUCAGCUCGGAGGGUGGGCCACUUUUUAAAUGAACAAUGUUCAUUCAACUGUAUCCAAUCGGCACACGGUUGUUGUGCUGUUACGUUACUGUUACGUAAGUGACAGUUACGUAAACCAUUAGAUUAGAAUUCCAGUCGAACAAUGAUGGACAUUUUCAAAUUUGACGAGAUUUCAAGCACAGUUCAGAAGGCACCCUCGUUAGUACCUUGAAGGUGGCGUGCCGGUGGUGGAAGGUCUUGAAACUAGUUGAACUAAAGCGUGACAAGUGUGCCGUCAGUAGCGUUUCUGAUUUCAUUCAAAGAGACAUUUGGGCGUCACAGAACGGGCCACUCGACGAUGCAUAGCAUUAGCACAGAGACUUUUCCGCGUUUUGUUCCGGUACGUAAAGUAGACAAAAACUUAGUCAACAAGCCCCCAGUGAGAAAGCCCGCUCUACCCGGGACAGUUUGUUGUUCCGCCUCGCGGCUUACUUUGCGUUGCCACAAACGCACGCAGACACACAAAAUCGACGAGGGGGCACAACGUAUCCGAACCUUUGCUGUUAUACUGAGCCCGAACAGAGCGGCCACCCGAGAUGCCGCUUCUUCACAGGAAAGCCUUCGUCCGCCAGGAGCCUCCGGCCGACUUGCGUCCCGACGAGGAGGUCUUCCUUUGCCGCAUCACCCAUGAAAUCUUCCGCAGCUACGAUGAAUUUUUCGAGAGGACCAUCCUUUGCAACAGCCUGGUGUGGAGCUGUUCCUUGACAGGCCGAGCGGAUCUCACCUACCUGGAGGCAGUGGAAAGCGAGCGACGGGCUAAGCAGACCCUUCAGAACUUUCCGCACUCACUGGUGCGGCCGCUGCUGCACCUGGCGGCACUUGGGCGUCGCAGCCGCCUGAGCGAGCUCUGCGAGGAUGUCUACAGCUUUGCCAAAGACCGCUUCUUCCCCGGUGAGACGGUGGACGUCAGCGGACGCGACGAGGCCAGGCAUAUGUGCGAAAUCCUUCAGGUCCACUCGUCACAUUCCAGCACAAACGGAGCACCAACCGUUAACGGACAUAAUAAGUCAGCCACCAGCAACGUCAUCGUCAUCAGUGACAGCGAUGAUGACGAAGCCGCCGCCUUUCAGAGUCCCAGCAGAAAAAGGAAGAGGCCUCUGAGUCCAUCCGCGUUCAAGUACGAGGUAAGGAUCAUGACUGAGGAGCACAGCGAGCCGUUUGUCGUCAGAGCCAAUCAGAUCAGUCGCAGGAAAAACGUGAUGUCGUGCGAGCGCCUGAAGCUGCUGCUCAAGCAGCACUGCGAGCCAGCCGACGGGAUGGUUCGGCUCAAGGCAUCCAGCGUGGUCAAGUACCGGUUGGCCGAGCAGAACCUUUCCCACUUCUUCCCGGAUGGGCCUCCCCGGUUCCCCUGCAGCAUCAAGAAUGAGGCGGGCUGCUUGCCGGCACAGGCCGGCACGUGGUUGCUGAAGGCGACGGCGGCGGAGAAUCUGAAGCUGCUGCAGCAGGAGGAGGAGAUGAUGCCCAAGGCCGGGCUGAAGAGGGCCCAGGAGGAGGCGGCCAAGUUGAAGGAAGACCAGAGGCAGCGCUUUGAGCAGGACAAGCAGAAGAGAAGAGAGGAGAAGGAGCGCCGCAAGCAGGAGAAGGAUCUGGAGCGUGAAAAGCUGAAGGAGGAGAAAAAGAAAUACGUGGAGAGGCUGAAACUGUGGAACAAACCCAGAGAAGACAUGGAGUGUGAAGACCUGAAGGAUCUGCCCGCUCCCACGCCCGUUAGGACUCGUCUGCCGGCCGAGCUCUUCGGGAAAGCCCUGAUGGUCCUGGAGUUCUUGCGGGCCUUCGGCGAGGACUUUGGCCUCAAGGACGAAUUCCCAGAAGGAGUCACUCUGGAGGUUCUGGAGGAGGCUCUCGUGGGUUCUGAUCCGGAAGGUCCUCUGUGUGAGAUGCUCUUCUUUUUUAUCACGGCCAUCUUUCAGGCUCUGGAUGAGGAGCGAGAGGAGGCGGCCAAAGAUGCGCAAGAAGAUCAGUCGGAAGCUCAGGACGACUAUUCGGAUCGGGUGGUGUCAGCUGCGAGUGCCGACGUGACCUCGGCUGCCGCCUGGUCUCAGCUCCACCUGGGCUGUGGCCUGCACGAGGUGGACCUGGACAGCUGCACGCUUUCGGAAAUCCUACGCCUUCACAUCCUAGCGUCCGGCGCCGACUGUAACCACGGCAACCCCAAGUUCCGCUACCAGAGGCAGGGCGGCUUCACGUCCACAGACGACCCCUGCGUGGAGCUCUGCUCAGCCCGGCCGGCGCUGAUGACAAAGCUGGCGCGCGCAGCCGUCUACGAUCUGACGGCGGGCGAGAAACUGAGCAUCCUGCAAGCCUUGACGGGCAAGCUGCUGACUUUGGCGUCCAGCAGAGAUCUGAUCGAGGAAUGCGUGGAGGAGCAACGCAUCGCCAGGCAAGAGCUGAGGGAGCUCCGGGCCGAGCGGCACCGCAGGGAGAGAGAAGAGGCGGCGCGCAGGGUGCGCCUUCGCAAAGAGGAGCGUCUGCGCGAGCAAGAGCAGCGCCUUAAGAUGAAAGAUGGGAGGACGGAAGCGUCGGGCCACCCCAAGAACACAAAAGGUGACUCAUCCGAGGACGCGUCUCUCUCCUCAGCCGAAGUCAAAGAACCGACCGCCGACCCCAAAGCUCCAACAGAACCUCCUGGCGCGCUGACGGCGGAGGAACUGGAGGCGGAGCAAGAGAAGGUACGCGAGCUGCACGAGCGCAUCCAGAAGGCGGCAGCCUGCACCAGCCUGCACCCGCUGGGCCGGGAUCGCCUUUACCGACGGUACUGGUUCCUCCCCUCGGCCUCGGCGCUCUUUGUGGAGGAGGACGGAUUUGGCCUGACUGAAGACAUGCUGCGGCCCCACCCUAAAGCCGCCCCGGACCCUGCCGCCACCGACUUGGAGGACGGCCAGCGUGUCCAGCAGGAGCCUGCGGAGGGAAGUGUCGGCUCGAGUCCAGCGCCCCUGCACUGCUGCGGCCUACCGGUUAACCGUCCCAACCAGUGGUUCUUCUACAGCUCGGUGGAGGAGUUGGACCAGCUGAUGGACGCACUGAACCCACGAGGCCAUCGAGAAAGUGGCCUGAAGGAGGCGCUACAGCAGGAGCGUGAGCGUUUGCAGGAGGUUCUGCAGGCCUGCCAGCGCAGCAAGUACACUUGCACCGGCGAUCCCGAGUCAUCCCGAUCUGUCCCGGAAUGCACCGCUGCGGCCGAGACCCUCAUGGAGGGACGCCUGAGAGACCUGCUGCUGGACAUCGAAGACCGCAUCCACCAGGGAACGCUGGGAACGCUCAAGGUUAUGGGCCGACGCAAGUGGCGGGCGGCACUGAAGACGGGAAACUACCGGCUGCUGAAUCCUGAUGGAAGCGAAGCCCCAACAGAGGACUCGACUCGCCUGAACGCCGGACACGGGCUGCCAGCAGACAAGAUGGUGGCGGUGAGAAGUCUAGCUCGGGCGCUGGGACACGUGGAACGCGGCAUCGAGAGGCGCUUCCUCAAAGCUCCGCUAGACAGCGUCAGUGACAGCAGUCGUGCUGCCAAGUCUGUGCUGGAGUGCUGGAGGGAGUCACUGCUGUCGUCUUCCAGUCUGUCGCAGGUUUUUGUUCAUUUAGCCAUCCUGGAGAGAAGCGUGCGGUGGUCUCGCUCGGUCCUGAACGCCCGCUGCCGCGUGUGCCGCCGCAAGGGCGAUGCCGACAACAUGCUCCUGUGCGAUGCGUGUGACCGCGGCCACCACACGCGCUGCCUCCGACCACGCCUCAAGAGCGUUCCAGAGGGCGAAUGGUUCUGUCCCGACUGCCGGCCCAAGAAGAGGUCCAGCCGCCUUCCUUCGCGACGGCGGUCUUUGCUGGACCGUGACAUAGAUGAGGAAGAGGAGACGAUGUCUGAGGAAGAGUCCGAGGACCAAGAGGAGUCGGAAGAGGAAGAGCCCGAUUUUGUUGUGAGUACCAGGAAGAGUCAGGCUGCGACCCCCAAAGGCAGGAGCACUCAGGCCACGUCCAAAAGUCAGCAAUUCACCACGUCAAAUGGGAAAUCCAAGUUGUCGGGCAAAAAGGAUGCAUCGCUUCUGUUCGGGGCCGGUGCGUCGGGCGGCAAGGCCCCGUCGUCCCCGUCCGGCAGCAAGAACGACAGUGGCGCCAGAAGGUCGUCGGGGCGCAAGAGAGCGCCCACCCCAGACGCUUUGCCGACUCCAUCGGAACCUCGUAAGUUAGUCCGUGUAGCCGCCGCCUCGUCCUCGAGUAGCCGCCGCUCGUCCGGGAGGAACCAAGGCGUCCACGAGCUGUCGGCGUGCGAGCUCCUAGUGGUGGAGCUUGUCCGCCACGAUGACAGCUGGCCCUUCAUGAAGCUGGUGACCCGCACACAGGUGCCCGACUACUAUGACAUCAUCAGCAGACCCAUCGCGCUCAGCAUCAUCCGAGAAAAAGUCAACAACUGCCAGUACCUCAACGCAGGUGACUUCAUCUCUGACGUGGAACUGAUGUUCUCCAACUGCCUCCAGUACAAUGCUCGCCACACCAACGAAGCCAAGGCGGGAGUGCGCCUGCAACAGUUUUUCCGCGUCCAGCUCAGCAAGUUUGGCCUCUCAGAGCAUGCCCCAAACCAAGUGCCGGCCACCAAGCGGGCUCACCUCUGAGCUUGUCAAUAUUUCACACACGUCGCAAUCUUGAGGUGACUCGUUGACCAUAUUUCAUGGGACUGCAGGGGUCAGAGGUCAUCGUGAAUUGACCAGUUUGUAGAGCAUUAUCCCGUCCCGCCGCUGGCCUUGUUACAACUACUGACCUCUGACCUGCUAAUGUUCAGCGUGUGACUACUUGUGGUGCUUGACUCGAAUCUUUUUGCACUGAAAGCAAACGCACGCGAUCAUCUUUUGCGUUUCUCAGGGACAACAACGAAAAAGUAGUAAUCUUGCUGGCUACUAAAUAAUAUUCUCAUUUCUGUUGCUCAUUCCGCAUUGUUUUUCUCCCAGAAACGCCACUAAUGGUCAGGUGUGUCAUCGUUAAAAAAGUCCACACACUCACUGGGGGGAAAAAAAGAAAAACAUUUUCAUUUUCUCUUUGUGAUCAUAAAACUUACCAAGAUUGUUUUGGUUCAGAGUUUGAUUUAUGUUCUUUGGGAAACAUCCCACUGCUUAGCUUAGCAUUCUUCAUGUGUUCAACCCCAUUUGUUGUGGCCUUUUGCCAGUGUGUUUUUGGAGUGCAGGUCGAUGUUAAAGUUUUGCCUCCUUAUUUAUUUCUGACUGAAAGAUGACAUUGCUGCUGUCACCACUUUGUGCAGCCUGCUUGUUAUGGAAAAUAAAGUGUUUUAUCAUAA